AUGGCUCAGGCCAGCAGCAUCGCCCCCCCCCCGCCCACCCGGAGCCCCUGCCCCUCCGGCUACACCUCCUGGUACUCCAGCUGCUACCGGCUGGUGGAGGAGCCGGCGUCCUGGGAAAAGGCCCGGGCGGCCUGCCGGGACCAGGGGGGGGACCUGGCCAGCAUCGAUAUGAGCUACGACCAGGCCUUCAUAGCCGGGGCCGUCCUGCAGGGGAAGACCGACGCCUGGAUAGGACUCCGGAGAGAGGAGGACGGCUCGUACAGCUGGUCGGACGGCUGGCCGGUGUUCUUCACCCAGUGGGGGCCCGGGGAGCCCAGCACUGUGGCGGGCGAGGGCUGCGUGAGCAUGCACGCCUCCGCCCGCUUCCACGGGACCUGGAAUGACACCGGAUGCGAACAGGCCAAAGCCUACAUCUGCAAGAUCACCUCAGAGAAGCCCCCGCCCACCCCCAGCCCCGGUGACGGGAAGUGCCUCCCGUUCUGGGUCCCGUACGGGCGCCACUGCUACGCCGUGUACGACGGGCAGCAGGGCUACUCCUGGCCGGACGCCCGCCACUUCUGCCAGUCGCUGCGCACCGAUCUGGCCUCCGUCCACAGCCGGGCCGAGCAGGAGUUCCUCCGGACCCUCAACUACACCGCCAACCACCACGUCUGGAUCGGCCUCACCAGGGACCGAAACUUCGGCUGGGGCUGGACGGACAAGACCCCCCUGGGGUUCCUGAACUGGGCCCCCGGGGAGCCCAACGCCGCCUUCCACCCCGGGGACGUGGCGGAGGAGAGCUGCGUGGAGAUGUACGCCGACGGCCGCUGGAACGACAACAACUGCCUGCAGAAGAGAGGCUUCAUCUGCCGCCACCGCCAGUAUUACACAACAGAUGACGGCAAGAACCCCAUUUUCCCCACCGACGCUCCAGGCACCAACGGGGGGCUGGUGGCCGGAGCGGUCAUCGGGGCGUUCCUGUGCGCCGGACUCAUAGCGGGACUGCUGUACUUCGCCUUCAGAGGGAGAGGAUACAAGCUGAGCGGCCUGAGCCUGCCCACCAGGGCCGGCGCCAACAUAGAAGUGCCUGCCUUCAGCAACCCAAACUUCCCCGGCCAAUCGGACACAUGA
Messenger RNA from Menidia menidia (Atlantic silverside), 1110 nucleotides. NCBI's taxonomy places the organism in Eukaryota, Metazoa, Chordata, Actinopteri, Atheriniformes, Atherinopsidae. The record is from the annotation of a GenBank genome assembly.